UACUUUUAUGGUAGAGUUAAGCGAAACCUCGAAAAUUAUUCACGAAGCGACACCUAGGUCUAUGGUUAUUCUUGAUGAACUAGGACGCGGCACUUCUACCUUUGAUGGUUACGCUAUUGCUUAUUCGGUUUUAUAUUAUUUGGCGACGCACAUUGGGUGUCUUGGUUUAUUUUCUACACAUUAUGGCAUGCUUACACAAGAAUUUGCCAACAAUCCCAAUAUUGCACUUAAACACAUGAGUUGCCAUGUUGAUCAAGAUCGUAGGGAAGUUACCUUCUUGUACAAACUAAUUUCUGGAGUAUGUCCUAAAUCGUAUGGGAUGAAUGUGGCCAAUAUGGCUGGUGUUCCUAGAGAGAUUGUCGAUCGUGCUGAAGUAGUUGCUGCUAAAUUUGAGCAGACUUCAAAAUUGCAAGAUAUCUUAACUGCAAAUAGUUCAAAUUUACCAAUCACGACUUUAUGUGAUUUCGUGUAUCUUUUAAAGGCUGCGGCUAGGAAUGAUGGGUCAUCUAAAGAAAUGGAUGAUGGAGCCCUGGAUAAUCGGGCAGAUCAUAAAAAAGAAGAGAG
Molecule: messenger RNA, 564 nt
Organism: Racocetra fulgida
Lineage: Eukaryota; Fungi; Glomeromycota; Glomeromycetes; Diversisporales; Gigasporaceae
Source: the annotation of a GenBank genome assembly